Molecule: messenger RNA, 1911 nt
Organism: Dacryopinax primogenitus
Lineage: Eukaryota; Fungi; Basidiomycota; Dacrymycetes; Dacrymycetales; Dacrymycetaceae
Exons: 22
Coding region: 1-1911 (636 amino acids)
Source: RefSeq, a predicted model, not a curated record
AUGGCGCUCGCGGAAGGUUGGCUCGUUCAUCGUGGGAGGGAGACCUGUGCUUUUAGCCACGAUCGAUGCCGCCAAGCGGCGGUUGCGUUCACUGAGCAGAUGCCGGCAGAUGUCGUCAUGAGCAUGAACCUCAAGAUCGCUCUGGUGCUGUUACAACAAGCGAAUCCGGACUAUUUCCGCUUGGCCGAUUUUGCGAAGCGCAGCAUACCUAUGCUCCCUGACCAUCCCAAGCGCAGCGCAUUCUUCGACGUCUUCCUGCGCGCGUCAGUAGUCAUGCGACACUCCAAGGGGCGCAUGAAAUGGCACUCGAAUAUUGUCAAUGAUGGACUGACCAAAACGCUGCAUGGUCUGCGGGCGUUAGGUGUGGAGUUGAAAGAACACGUCUCUGAGGAACAAAUAAACGCUAUAUACGAGCGUGUCCGUUCCCAAAUUCUCGAGACUGGAUUUGACCAAAUCCUUGCCUUGCCUCACUGUUCCGACCCAAAAGUCGAGCUCAUGGUCUCACUCCUCAAUGAUACAAGCAUUAACGCGCAUUGGGCACAAGGCCAGGGAUUGACCGAUGUUAAUAUCGAACUGAGCUUAAAACAUGGGAUCUCCACUGGUAGUCCUGGAGGAUUUAUGUGGGCUCUGGGUGUCGCAGCGGAACGCAAGGCACACUUCAGAUUCGGGCAGCAGAUGGGCAAACUAGCGAUGCAACUUGCGGCCAAGCACUCUGUGAUCGGUGACAGAGCCAAAUAUGAGGUCAUGUAUAUUACAUUGGCCUCGGGAUGGGAAACUGAGCACAUUCGAGCCAACCUCGCUAGAACAGAGUCUGCACUACGACUGUCCCGAGCAGCCGGUGACCGACAUGGGAUCUCCACUGGUAGUCCUGGAGGAUUUAUGUGGGCUCUGGGUGUCGCAGCGGAACGCAAGGCACACUUCAGAUUCGGGCAGCAGAUGGGCAAACUAGCGAUGCAACUUGCGGCCAAGCACUCUGUGAUCGGUGACAGAGCCAAAUAUGAGGUCAUGUAUAUUACAUUGGCCUCGGGAUGGGAAACUGAGCACAUUCGAGCCAACCUCGCUAGAACAGAGUCUGCACUACGACUGUCCCGAGCAGCCGGUGACCGGAUUUACGCAAGCCUAGCGAGUCUCUUCAAUGUACAGACGCAGUUGUUCACAUACCGAUACUUGAGCGAACUAGUUACGUCUUGCGAGGAUGCCUAUCAAGACGUCACCACAUGGAUUUCAGGAAACAACACGGAAAUUCUCGUCAUGGCUAUCUUGAUGUGUGCUCGGGCCUUUGGAGGGUAUACUGUCAACACGAAGCUUGAGGACGCCCUCGACUGUGAAGAGUUCAUCGAAUCGGAAUAUCUUGAGAACGUCGUCAUGCAAUCCGCCAAUGUUCCGUUUGUCCUGAACUGGUACAAUACUUUCAAGGUCGUUGCGUUAUACAGCCUUGGAUACUGGUCGCGGGCUGCGGAGCUCGGAUUCCAGAUAUACGAGUCUCGCAAGUGGCACCCCAACUAUCGCCAUCGAGAUACUUGGAGCAAAUCCGAAGCAAUCAGGAGUACGUCAGAAAGUGGGCUCAAGCAUCAAUCACCAAAAAACACAAUGCAUUGGCUUGCUCUCAUGGAUGCUGAAUUUGCGUCGCUCACUGAAGGAGCUGACGCAUUGAAACUAUAUGACAUCGCCAUUAAGAUUGCCUCAGACAAUGACUGGAUCUUGGAAGAGGGAUGGGCCUUGCUGGCUCUCAUUUCAUCCGAUGUGCCAGGUGAGCUUUGGGAGCGAAAUGCAGCGUCGUGGAAUCGGUCGACAAAACCAAUGGGGCGCGCUUGGCAUUGUCAUCUCGAUGGAGAAAUCUUGCGAGAAGUCGGAUUCAAUAUUCAUGAGGGCCGUGACGGUGGACGUGGGCACUCAGACGGAACAGAUUGA